This is a messenger RNA of Fusarium subglutinans, 2499 nucleotides long. Its product is annotated as beta-glucosidase. Lineage: Eukaryota; Fungi; Ascomycota; Sordariomycetes; Hypocreales; Nectriaceae. Gene Ontology annotation, molecular function: beta-glucosidase activity. Gene Ontology annotation, biological process: glucan catabolic process. Bases 1 to 2499 code for a protein of 832 amino acids. The record is from RefSeq and is a predicted model, not a curated record. The transcript is spliced from 2 exons.
AUGGCUGAUAUUAACGUCGAAGAGGUCCUCAAGAAGUUGUCUCUCGCUGAGAAGGUCUCUCUUCUUGCAGGAAUUGACUUCUGGCAUACAAAGGCACUCCCAGAGUAUGGCGUCCCAUCUCUCCGCUUAUCAGAUGGCCCCAACGGUGUAAGAGGCACCAGAUUCUUCAAUGGAAUCCCGGCAGCAUGCUUUCCCUGCGGUACCGGUCUCGGUGCAACCUUCAACCAAGAAUUACUUGAAGAAGCAGGAAAGAAGAUGGGCGAAGAGGCAAUUGGAAAGAGUGCUCAUGUCAUCCUCGGCCCUACCAUCAACAUGCAACGUUCGCCUCUUGGAGGACGUGGUUUCGAGUCUAUAGGCGAGGACCCCUUUCUCGCUGGUCUGGGUGCAGCUGCGCUUGUUCGCGGAAUCCAGAGCACAGGUGUUCAAUCAACAAUCAAGCAUUUCGUAUGCAACGACCAAGAACACAAGCGCAUGAGCGUCCAGGCUAUCAUCACAGAGCGUGCACUCCGUGAGAUCUACGCUCUUCCCUUCCAGCUGGUUGUGAGAGACUCACAGCCGGGUGCGUUCAUGACUUCUUACAACGGUGUCAACGGAACUUCUUGCAGCGAGAGCAAGAAGCUUCUGAACGACAUGUUGCGCGAAGAAUGGGGUUGGGAGGGUCUGAUUAUGAGUGAUUGGUACGGCACAUACAGCGUCACGGACGCCAUCAAGGCUGGCCUUGAUCUUGAGAUGCCUGGACCUACUCGCUGGCGAGGCGACGUCCUCAACUUUGCAGCUGCUUGUGAGAAGGUUUGGGGUCAUGUUAUUGAUGACCGCGCCCGAGAGGUCCUCAAGUUUGUCAAGAAGUGCGCUGCCUCUGGUGUCAAGGAAAACGGCCCUGAGAAGACACUCGAUACCCCCGAGACAGCCGCUCUUCUCCGCAAGAUAGGAAACGAGAGUAUCGUUCUCCUCAAGAAUGAGAAGAGCCUACUUCCGUUGGCAAAGGAUAAGAAGACAUUGGUCAUUGGACCCAACGCCAAGGUUGCGACUUAUCACGGCGGUGGCUCUGCCUCUCUAGCUGCCUACUACGCUGUGACACCCUACGAUGGCAUCGCCGAAAAGCUCGGUAGCCAGCCCGCUUACACUAUCGGCGCAUACACACAUAAGCUGAGCCCUCUACUGGGAAGCCAGACUAAGGGUGAGGACGGAAAGGCUGGUAUGAGCUGGAAGGUGUACAACAAGCCACCGAGCGACUCAUCCCGCAAGCCCGUCGACGAGCUGUGGCUCGCCAAGUCGGAAAUGCACCUCGUAGACUACUACAACUCUGAGCUCGAGGAUCUCUGGUUCGCAAACCUAGAAGGCGUUCUAGAAGUCGAUGAGGAUUCCACGUACGAGUUUGGCGUCAUCGUUUGCGGAACUGCCAACCUCUACGUCAACGACGAGCUUGUCGUCGAUAACUCGACCAAGCAAAUCGCCGGCGACGCAUUCUUCGGCACAGCUACACGGGAAGAGCUCGGUCGCAAAGACCUAAAGAAGGGCGAGAAGUAUAAGAUCAGAAUUGAGUUUGCCUCGGCCCCAAGCUUCACCCUCAAGCUGGACAACCCCGUCGUCGGCCACGGGUCUCUUCGCGUCGGCGCAUCAAAGGUGAUCGAUGCGAAGCAGGAAAUCGAGCGAUCUGUCGCUCUCGCUAAGGAGCAUGAUCAGGUCAUUAUUUGUGCUGGUCUCAACUCGGACUGGGAGACGGAGGGCUCCGACCGUGAGAGCAUGAAGCUUCCCGGAGCUCUGGAUGAACUCAUUUCCGCUGUCGCAGCCGCGAAUCCGCAGACGGCUGUUGUUAUGCAGACUGGCACGCCGGAGGAGAUGCCCUGGCUGGAUGAAGUCCCUGCUGUGAUCCAGGCGUGGUAUGGUGGUAACGAGACGGGUAACUGCAUUGCGGACAUUCUCUUCGGCGAUGCAAACCCAUCUGGCAAGCUAUCCCUGAGCUUCCCCAAGCGCUUAACCGAUGUCCCAGCAUUCCUUAAUUUCCGAACUGAAGCCGGGCGAACACUUUAUGGUGAGGAUGUCUACAUGGGAUAUCGAUACUAUGAGUUUGCCGACCGUGAAGUCAACUUCCCCUUCGGCCACGGUCUCUCAUACACCACUUUUGCCUUCUCCGACCUCAACGUUUCCUGCAAGGAUGGCAAGCUCACCACAAGCGUUAUCAUAAAAAACACAGGUUCAGUACGCGGUGCAGAAGUUGCGCAGCUUUACGUGCGCCCAAUGCAAGCUGCCAAGGUGAACCGUCCUGUCAAGGAGCUCAAGGGCUUUGCCAAGGUUGAGCUGGAUGCUGGCGAGUCCAAGACGGUGACUAUCUCUGAGCUGGAGAAGUACGCUGCUGCUUACUUUGAUGAAGAGAAGGACAAGUGGUGUGUUGAGGCUGGUGAGUACGAGGUUAUUAUCAGUGAUAGUAGUGCUGUGACCGAUAAGGCACUCAAGGGCUCGUUCAAGGUCGACGAGACAUACUGGUGGUCUGGUAUUUGA